AUGGCCCCCAAAGAAAUCGAAAUCAAGAAACGUCGCACCCGAAGCGACUACGUCUUUCACCAAGUAUACCGAACAAGAUGGUUUGAUAACGAUAUGUACGCACACCUCAACAAUACUGUCUACGCAAUGCUCUUCGACUCCAUCGUCAACAGCUGGCUCAUCGCCGAAUGUGGCAUGGACCCCUUCUCCAUCAACAACAAGGACUCGGAUUCGUCAGCAAAGACCAACGCAGCGUCCCAGGUAGGUAUCAUGGUCAACUCGUACUGCGAUUACUUUGCCUCGGUGUCUUUUCCCGAUGUGUUAGACCUCGGACUUCGGGUCGCGAAGCUCGGUUCGUCGAGUGUUACCUAUGAAGUUGGGGUUUUCAAGCAGGGGGAGGAGGAGGUGAAGGUUGUUGGGGGGUAUACGCAUGUUUUUGUGGCGAGAGAGACGAUGAGGCCGACUAAGGCGGGAAUGGAGGAGAGGGUGAGGAAGGGAUUGGAGAAGCUGGUUAAGGGGGGUGGGAAGGAGGGGGCAAAAUUGUAG
Messenger RNA from Aspergillus nomiae NRRL 13137, 525 nucleotides. RefSeq names its product acyl-CoA thioesterase. Gene Ontology annotation, molecular function: fatty acyl-CoA hydrolase activity. Lineage: Eukaryota; Fungi; Ascomycota; Eurotiomycetes; Eurotiales; Aspergillaceae. The transcript has 2 exons. The coding region runs from base 1 to 525 and encodes 174 amino acids. The record is from RefSeq and is a predicted model, not a curated record. Gene Ontology annotation, cellular component: mitochondrion.